UAAAAAAGUAUACGGUACACGAAAAACUUUAUCAACUGCUUUGCAAAAACUGUGACAUCGAAAUCCAGCAUUGAAACCGAAACCUGGUGGCGUGCUAGGCCCACGCUUCUCGGGCGCGAACCACGUUUCUUCGAGUUGGUCUGUGGUGUUUUUGCAUGUAUUUUUGCCCCGAGCAUGCAAAAUGGCACCUAAGAAGUGGCGCUUGAGAGCGGCACAGGGACCAACAUGUGUGCCGGUCGUCUCCUUCUCGCACGGCUCGCUAAAUGCCUCGACGCGGCUGCCCACCACCGUCUACGAGCAAAAGGUGACCACCGCCGGCCGCACCAAGACCCGGCGCAUCCUCGCCUCCGAAGCCGACGGGUUGGAGUAUGUCGGCGAGAACUACGGCGAACACGGACUCCGUGCCAAUGCGCACUGCAACCACUUCGUGGCCGUCGAGAACGUCAGCACGGGAGCCGUCUCGCUUUACCCGGCCGACCUGAUCAGCAUGCGGCCUUACUUCGCCAGAUCGGCGCCCAGCGACAGCACCUCGAAAGCGCCGGACACCAAGACGUUUCGCGAGAAGGUCGACGCCCUCGCGACAGCCUUCGGUAGCAAACGCAAGAGAAAGGCGGUCGAGACCCGCCUCCGACUCAACGUCGAAGAAGACACGCUUCACGAGACCACAGCCAGGACUCUAGCAGCCGUCAAGGACAGCCUGACGGCGCUCGAAAACGACGCGACAGGCGGAGGCAAGUCUUCGACGUCGGUCGCCGAGUCGAUACCGCCGCAGAACCGCGAAGCGACCAUCCCCCAGGACGUGUACCGGAUCGAAGACGUCAUCCCGCCAGAGCACAACGACUACCUCGACGAAGUGGCCGAGCCUCUGCUGAACGCGACGCCAGACCAGAUCGCCCAGUGGAGAUCGGAUGCCACGUACCCCGAGUACGUCGUCAACCGCGUCGAACGCCUCUCCAAGGACCCCGAGAACAGGGCCAUCGAGGCGAGGCUGCUAGCCUUCUACUGCAUGCUCGUCUCGAUCUCCCGCUUGAGGUACACCGACGUCAAAAAGAAGGACCCGCUGCCCGACAUAGCGCAGCCGCUCAAAGGGAUCCUUCUGGACACGUUCACGCUGACCGCGCGCAGCGAGCGCGGCGUGACGUCACGUAGCUUUCCGCAGCGGAUGAAGGACAAGGUGCUCGCUUACAUCCUGGUGGUCGUGCUCGUGCUGGAGGACUACAAGUUCGACUUCAAGACGGUCCAGCUCGACACCAAGGCGUCGGACAGGACUCUGACGACGCUGGCGUACGCGCUCGGCUGUCACGUGGGCACGAAAAAGACGCCGGGAACGCGAGUGGGAAGCAAGUUCCUCGAACUCAAGCUGCCCCUCGUAGACCCCAGUCAGCAUCAGAAAGCCAAGAGGGGCAGGAUGUGAAACGUGUUUUUGUUGCAUAAAGGAAUGUUAUAUAGUGACGUUACAGAGCUGUUUCUGUUACAGUGGGCUAGUUUCGCAGUGCCUUUCAGAAGGCCAUUUAACUCAUUGGAGGCUGGACGAUGCCUUGUGAACGCUCUUCUGUUGCACUCGAGCGGUUUUAAUGAGGCCUUGAAAAUGCUUUUUAUGCAGGUGUCAGCUACACGUUGCAACGAGCGCAGUGAAGUUUGGAAACUAUCUAGUAAGCCUCUGACAGAGCUGCUAAAGAGUGAAAAAGCAGCAGUGACAAGACAGGUGAAACGUGCUAACGACCACUGCUGCUCAGAUUCCUAGGAGAUCUGGAAGAGUGUGUGUGCAUGCAGGAGUAAUUUAUGGUCUCAAAGGAUUUCCAAUUACUGGUUUCUUCGGGCCACUGUCGCUCGACUUCAACUUGCAGCGGCAUGGCAUUUUGGAAGCCACAAGGAGUCAUCUUCCCUUGGAAAAGAGCUAUCUUUGCAUUCUGCUUCUUAAUUCCAUGCACUACACAUAACUACAAAACUUGACUCGCCAAGUUCACUGGAAAACAUGCGUUGCAAAGAAAUGGGCUCUUCAUAAUGUUUGUAUUCACUCUGUUCUUCCAACCUUAACUCCUGUGUGCUCAGUAACAAUUCAGUAAGAACCUGUCAACCUCCCACUUCAGUUAGUGCGGCUAUGAAGCAUUGGAGGCCAUGCUGUACACCACCAGCAGUGUUGUGGAUGUUAUGUAAGCUAAGAUGUUUUAAGUUGGGCAGUUGCACCUUUGUAUAUGGACAUGUUCAUCUGUCAAAGUGUUAGAAUGUACAAAAUGUUGCACUGAUAAGAGUCUGACAUAAAGUUCUAUUCUGAACCAAGGCA
Messenger RNA from Dermacentor andersoni, 2284 nucleotides. RefSeq names its product RNA polymerase I subunit E (gene Polr1E). Gene Ontology annotation, biological process: DNA-templated transcription. Lineage: Eukaryota; Metazoa; Arthropoda; Arachnida; Ixodida; Ixodidae. The record is from RefSeq and is a predicted model, not a curated record. Gene Ontology annotation, molecular function: DNA binding.